This is a messenger RNA of Aspergillus affinis, 264 nucleotides long. RefSeq lists its product as uncharacterized. The transcript has 2 exons. The record is from RefSeq and is a predicted model, not a curated record. The coding region runs from base 1 to 264 and encodes 87 amino acids. NCBI's taxonomy places the organism in Eukaryota, Fungi, Ascomycota, Eurotiomycetes, Eurotiales, Aspergillaceae.
AUGACGGGUCUUGUCGAGACUCCCCUGCGUGAUGCAGUCGGUAAGUUUGCGGACAUACGAGGCAAGUUGCGAGAGCGGUCAGUCGGAAAUGUCUUCGGCAACGGUCGGUUGGGGGGCUGGUGCGGUUGGAGAGCAUGCAACGUGCAUGAUGUUGCCCUGGAUGCGCGGGUGGACCUUCGGACUGUGGAAGCGACGACGCAUAUCGACAGCCUCGGACCAGAAGACGGGCGACGACAGAUCUGCCUUGAAGACGGGGGCUCGUAG